GGGAGAUAAGAAAGUUAUUUGUAAUAAAUUUGUUCAAGAGAGUGCUGUAACAUGUUUGAUAUGGCCACCAGAACAACCUAUUAUAUAUGGUCUAGCUAAUGGAAAGGUUCGUGCAGCUAAUACAAGAACUAAUAAAUCUUCUUCUCUAUAUGGUACUGAAUCAUAUGUUGUUUCAUUAGCUGCAAAUCCCUCUGGUAAAGGAUUUUUAUCAGGUCAUGCUGAUGGUUCUAUUAUUAGAUUUUUCUUUGAUGAUGAAGGUACAGGUGACAGUCAGGGCAAGUUGUGCACUCACCCCUGUCCACCGUAUGCUUUAGCAUUCUCCCAGAAUGCAAUAGUAGCAGGAGGCUGUGAUAAGAGAAUAAUAGCGUAUGGUCGAGAUGGUCGUAGUUUUCAACAUUUUGACUACAGUCGAGAUGAUGAAGAACAUGAGUUUACUGUUGCUGCUUGUAGUCCAAGUGGACAAUCUGUUGUAUUUGGAAGCUAUGACAGAAUCCAAGCAUUGAAUUGGAGUCCAAGAAGACAAAUGUGGGAUGAACCUCAGAUCAAAGAGAUUCCUUAUAUGUAUACCAUAUCUGCAUUGGCCUGGAAGAAAGAUGGAUCAAGAAUUGCUGCUGGAACAUUAUGUGGUGGUGUAGAAUUAUUUGAUUGUUGUUUGAAGAAAACUAUCUAUAAAAACAGAUUUGAAAUAACUCAUGUUGGACUCAGUCAGGUUAUAGUUAAGAACUUGAAGAGUAAUGCUAAAGUUGUUUUAAAGUCCCACUAUGGAUAUGAAAUAGAUGAAGUAAGAAUAUUAGGUAAAGAUAGAUAUCUUGUGGCCCAUACGUCUGAUACACUGUUGUUAGGAGACCAACAAUCUGGCAAACUCAGUGAAAUACCAUGGCAGUCUAGUGGUGGUAAUGAAAAAUUCUAUUUUGAUAAUGAAAGUGUAUGUAUGAUAUUUAACAAUGGAGAACUAGCUCUAGUACAAUAUGGUGAAAAUGAAAUACUGGGCUGUGUUAGAACAGAAUUUAUGAAUCCACAUCUUAUAAGUUACCAGUAUUGUAUAUGGCCGUGGAUAUUCGCCACCCGGGUGGCGAAUAGUCCACGUCCAUUAAUUUGA
Molecule: messenger RNA, 1099 nt
Organism: Lottia gigantea (owl limpet)
Lineage: Eukaryota; Metazoa; Mollusca; Gastropoda; Lottiidae
Exons: 9
Biological process (GO): intraciliary transport
Cellular component (GO): intraciliary transport particle B; ciliary basal body; axoneme
Molecular function (GO): protein binding
Source: RefSeq, a predicted model, not a curated record